AUGAGUGUGAUCGUCUUCCCUCCAGAGUUGACAACACGUCAGAUAUCUGUCACAGAAGUGAUGUGCCCCAGGGAGUUCGACGGCUGGACCUGCAUAAUAAACGCCACUUCAGCCGGAGAUGUUGCAUAUUUCCCAUGUCCUUUUUUCAUCUUGGGCUUCGACCCUAAAAGGUACGGACUGAGAGUGUGUCUAGAAGAUGGAUCAUGGUUCAAGCAUCCGGAGAGCAACAAGACCUGGUCCAACUACACAACUUGUGUUGACAUGGAGGACUUACAGUUAAGGACUCAAGUUAACUUCAUUUACAAGACUGGCUACACGGUGUCACUGGCAGCCCUUAUCAUCUCAAUUAUAAUAUUCUUUUACUUCAAGUCUCUGACGUGCACUAGGAUCCAGAUCCACAAGAACCUCUUCAUCUCCUUGGCACUCAACAACUGCUUGUGGCUCAUCUGGUACGAGGCGGUCGUUGACAAUCUGCCCGUCCUUAUGGAGAACAGGAUAGAGUGUCAGCUGCUGCACAUCCUAGUGCAGUAUUUCCUGGUCGCUACGUACUUCUGGAUGUUCUGCGAGGGACUGUACCUCCAUACUCUGCUGGUGGUGACAUUCGUCACGGAAACCAAGGUGAUGCCCUUCCUCUACCCUAUCGGCUGGGGGGUGCCUGCUCUCCUGGUGGCUCUGUACGCUGUCCUGAGGUCCUCCAGGCGGGAGGAGAAGCUCCACUGCUGGAUUCACGAGUCACUAUACUCUUGGACACUGUCUGGGCCCGUGUGUGUGUCUAUGCUGGCGAACCUCGUGUUCCUGAUUAACAUCGUGAGGCUCCUGCUCACCAAGCUACACACCGGCCUCUCCAGCCCCAAGCAGUCGUUCAGGGAGUCUCUCAAACACGCAUCCUUCAGGUCAAGAAGGAAAGCGUCAUCGACAAGUCAGACGCCGGGGCCACCCUCCGGCCGAACUAAGAAGGCAGUGCGCGCCACUCUGAUUCUCAUCCCCCUACUGGGACUGCAGUACAUCGUUAUGCCUUUCCGGCCCGAGCAGGGUGCUUCCUGGGAGGCCAUCUACCAGAUAGCCUCGGCAGUCAUCGCCUCCUGUCAGGGGUUGUGCGUGGCGUUACUGUUCUGCUUCUGCAAUGGGGAAGUGAUAGCUGCAGUUACCAAGCGUUGGAAGCAAUGUCGGUUCAAGAAACGUCCCUGUCACUCCUGCACAGGCAUCACUUCAGUUUCGUUCAGUCGGUCUUCGUACGCCCAGGAGAUGGUGCCGGCCGGGCCCUACCAGGAGGGACAGGACUGUCUGGCACUACAGAAUGUCCAGCUCUGAGACCCGGUGAGGCUGAUCCUGUGCCAUCAGCGCGGCAGCAGUACACAGCUGUGAGAUCUGCAGUUCACUGUCUAAGGCUGCAGAGGGAGCGCCUUGAGACUUACACAGCCACGGAGACUAGUUUCAG
Molecule: messenger RNA, 1438 nt
Organism: Homalodisca vitripennis (glassy-winged sharpshooter)
Lineage: Eukaryota; Metazoa; Arthropoda; Insecta; Hemiptera; Cicadellidae
Product: calcitonin gene-related peptide type 1 receptor-like
Biological process (GO): cell surface receptor signaling pathway; adenylate cyclase-modulating G protein-coupled receptor signaling pathway
Cellular component (GO): plasma membrane
Molecular function (GO): G protein-coupled peptide receptor activity
Source: RefSeq, a predicted model, not a curated record